Molecule: messenger RNA, 708 nt
Organism: Helobdella robusta
Lineage: Eukaryota; Metazoa; Annelida; Clitellata; Rhynchobdellida; Glossiphoniidae
Exons: 6
Biological process (GO): regulation of transcription by RNA polymerase II
Cellular component (GO): nucleus
Molecular function (GO): DNA-binding transcription activator activity, RNA polymerase II-specific; RNA polymerase II cis-regulatory region sequence-specific DNA binding
Source: RefSeq, a predicted model, not a curated record
UUCCAAAUAGUCCUGAUGACAAGGACGUCAUCGCUAACGAAAUUCGACCAAGAAACUCUAACUUAUUUAAACCAGGGUCAGUGUUAUGAAUUGAAGUUAAAAUGUUUAAAAGGCGCUGAAAAUGCCAAACUUCUCAAAAGUAUCAUAAAAAUAGCAUUCCACGAACGAAGGCUUCAGUAUUCAGAGCAGGAUGAGCUGAACAAGUGGAAGGCAGCUAGGCCUGGGGAGAGAAUCAUUGAUGUUGACAUUCCAAUGUCCAGUGAGAUAAAGCAGCUAAAAAUUGACCCGGAACAUGUCAACUCAAUCGAAAUAGGCUGGGAUCCGAAUCAACCGACGGAUAUUUCCAUUAAGAUUCACUGCAUAAGCACGGAGUUCACGGCGAACAAGCAUGGCGGUGAGAAAGGGGUACCCCUUAGGAUUCAGGUCGAUACCUACCUCGAUGACGGGAAACCUCAAAGCCCCACCACUACCACCAAUAACAACAACAACAAUAAUAAUAAUAAUGAUAAUAAUAAUAAUGAUAAUAAUAAUAUUAAUAAUUAUGGUCAGUUGGUAAAUAGUUCGUCCUGUCAGAUAAAAGUUUUUAAGCCAAAAGGCGCUGAUAGGAAGCAUAAGAGAGAUAACGAUAAACUAGCUAAGAUGGCCGUAACUCAAAAGGAACAUUUAAGACCAUCGUGCGACUAUACGAUUCUAACUGAGGUUAGUUGA